UUUCACUGCGAGGACAGUGCUGCAGCCUGAUCUUCCUUGCACCCCAAGCGUGACUAAACACGGCUCCUCGGCUUCAAAGCGCUCUGGACAUACUAAUUAACUCCUGGUUAAUUGGAUGAAAUAACGUGAAGCUCUAGUGACAUCAUCUCCAUUCAGUGCCCAGAUCUGGCCACAAGCAGAGGCUGCCCCGGGACUUCCUGCAUGAUGUCAGCCGCCAGCCCCCAGCCCCCCCUUGAGGGCCCUGUCUGGGAUCUCCAUCUGUAAAAUGGAUCUAGGAACGGUGGUGCGCGCCGGCCGGCACCCACCGCAUCUGUGCAAGCCAUUGGCCGCGAGCGAGUGGGAGCGCAGCCGGGGCCCUUCACGUGGCGGCCGGCCGGGCCUGGAGGCUGUCCACGGCGGCAGCGCUGGGCGCGGGGAGCCCGGCCUUGAUUUCUCCAGCAGCCGCGCGGGGCGGGGCGAGAAGGGGCGGGCGAGCCGGGGCCACUGGCGGGAGAAUGCGAGGAAUGUGCCAGGCGCAUCUACCUACCCCAGGAGAGGGCAGGGGAAGGGGCCGGCCGAGGGGAGGGGCGAGGGGCGAGGCUCCGGGCGCCCGGAGAAAACCUGUUUGUUCUCCUGCAGCGAGAGCCCAGUCCGUGCCUCCUGCCGCCCCGCGCGCCCCGCCGCGCCCGCACCCGUGCCCGCCCGUGCUGCCCACCUGAGGGAGCCGCGCCCGCCCGAGCCGCAAGCCAGCCACCUGCGCCAGGCGGGCCGGUCCCCCUGUGCCGCCGGGUCUGGCUGCAAGACAGAGGUGCCUUGAUUGUUCCGAAGCAUCUGGGACCCAGGCUCUGAGAGUCGCCUGCCUGCCCAGCAGCCCCUCACCGUGUGUCCAUUAUAUAGGAACUUAUUGAGCCAAGUGCGCCUGGAGCCCAGCGGCAGAGCGAGCCAUGAGCAUUUCCGCCCUUGGAGGAGGCAGCCCCAAAGGGAAGCCUCUGCUUCCCGGAGAGGAGGAGCGCAACAACGUCCUGAAGCAGAUGAAGGUGCGGACCACGCUCAAGGGGGACAAGAGCUGGAUCACCAAGCAGGACGAGUCCGACGGCCGCACCCUAGAGCUGCCUUCUCGCCGGAGUCGGACCACAUCCUUUUCGUCAGCGGGGGAGGUCAUGAAGGCCAGGUCCCCGAGCACCAAGGCUCCUGCCGGCUAUAUCAUUCGAGGAGUGUUCACUAAGCCCAUAGACAGCUCGUCCCAGCCUCAGACUCACUUCUCGAAGAUCAAUGGAGCGCCCAAGAGUAGCGCCGGAUCCCCACGCCUGUCUUCUUCCGGCUACAAGAUGACCACGGAGGACUACAAGAAGCUGGCACCCUACAACAUCAGGCGCAGCUCCACAUCGGGGGACACUGAGGAGGAGGAGGUGCCUUUCUCCCCUGAUGAGCAGAAACGCAGGUCGGACGCUGCCAGCAGCGUGCUGAGGAAGACUGCACCCCGGGAGCAUUCGUAUGUUCUGUCAGCGGCCAAGAAGAGCAGCGGCUCUACGCCGGAGACGCAGGCCCCGUUUAUCGCCAAGAGAGUUGAGGUGGUGGAUGAGGACGGGUCUUCCGAGAAGAGACGGGAGCUACCUUCACCCACAAGCUCCACUCCGGGCUCGAGCAGUGUGGAUGGAGUCAGAGCCAGGGUGUCGCGGGCUAUUUGGAUUGAACACCCGCCCAGCCUGCCGGGCCUGGCCUGCCCCUCCGGGAGCCGGGAACCCAGCAAUGCCAGAGGAGAGGAGAUUGUCCGCCUGCAGAUCACUACCCAGGAAGGAAUGAGACCAUCCCUUGUCCCCUUGAAGAAGGUGCCCCAGAAGGAAUUGGCCGGUGAGGACUUCCCGAGUGUGAAAGCAGAGCCUGAGAGGCUGUGCUCAGCUGCUGGCUUCACCUCUCUCUUGGAUAACCAGGACGCACAUGGUGCCAACUCUCAGCUCCGCAGGCCUGGGCCAGUGACUACAAGUUCUGAUGCCACCGGGACCUCUGCCAUCCAUCCAUCUUCUGAUGGGAAGAGUGACCGCCCAGCUGAUCUGGAGGAAGUAGAGGCAAAGGAGAAAGGAGUUAUCGCGAUGUAUGGGGGAAGCCUGGUAAUACUGCGCGAGAAAAGGGGGCGGCUGCAGAGCAAUUACACCUGUUCUCCAGGGGGCGGGGAGCUAGACGCCAUCACUUCCGCCCAGGCGAGGUGGGAGCGCGCGUGCGCGCCCUUCUCUGGGCGACCCCCGGAUCUAGCUGAGUGCGCCUGUGCGGCCCGCCAUGUCCUGCAGCCCGGAGCUCGGGCUGCAAAGCAUCUCGGGAGAUGCGCCCGUCCACAAGGCGAAAUGGCUGCCCCGGCUGCGAAGCGCCUCGGUGCUGCUCGCCCGCGGCCAAGCCGGCUUCGGCCUGCAGGUGGCGCGCGAGGAUCGCAAAUGGACCGCCGCCUCGCCAUCAGUUCUCGGCGCCUCUGGGUCCCGCUGCCCUUCCGCAUCAUCCAGUGGGCAGCAGUGGCGCACGCCUUGACUGGUUCUGAGGAGAAGAAGGUGGCCAGCAAAGUGGAAGAGGCCUGGCAGGAGAGGCCCAAAGCCCCAAGAGAUGGCCAAGGAGACGCAGAUGCACCCACCCCGAAGCUUGUGGACCUCAGUACUGCAGAGCAGCAGAGCGGAGGAACUGAGAAGCUGGUGGAACUAGACAGCAAGGCCAGCAGUGCGUUGGUGGGUUCGGACACAAAGAUGGUAACCAAGGUAGGAGAGACCUGGCAGGAGAGGCCUGGGAGCACCAGAGAUGACCGUGGCUGCACCAGCCAUCAGCCUGACGACUCCAGCGACAUGCAGGCACAGACCCAUAGCAGCACUGAAGUAUUUGAGCAGCUGGUGGAACUGGACAAUAGAGCCAGUGGGACAAAACCACCGUCAAGCUGCAUGGUGACCGUGACCAUGUCUGCCGCAGCAGAGCAGCCUCACGCUUAUACUCCAGGGUCCCCAAGUGAGCUGGAGUCUGGUUCAGCCAGCAAAGGGAUUCUGUUUGUGAAGGAAUACACGAAUGCCAGCGAGGUGUCUUCUAGGAAGCCGGGUGCGUCACUCUACAGCAGCUGCAGUGGCGCUGAUAGCGGGGAUGCAUUCAGCAAAGAGAAGAAAGCUCCAUACAGUAGCACUUCAUACCCCGAGAGAACAACUGGAGGAAUAUGCACUUACUGCAGUCGGGAGAUCCGAGACUGCCCAAAGAUCACCCUAGACCAUCUUGGCAUCUGUUGCCAUGACUAUUGCUUUAAGUGUGGGAUUUGCAAUAAACCUAUGGGUGAGCUUCUGGAUCAGAUCUUCGUUCACCGGGAUACCAUCCACUGUGAGAAAUGCUAUGAGAAGCUCUUCUAGACUGAGAAGAUGCUGAAGACUCCUGGACAAGCUUGGCUGUCCUGAUCCCCAUUUCUGAUUCCCCAUCUCCCCUCUCAUUCAAUUUUUUCAUGCUUUUGUCCUGACCUUGAACUUGCUUACACCCAGUAGCUAUGAAAAUUUACUUGUGUGUAGUUUUUCAAAGCUUAGAAACUACUUCUUAUCCAUGAUCUAAUUGCAGGCUUGAGCAAAGCAGAUUGAGCAGGAAUCCCAGCGUGGCUUCCCUAGGACAGAUUGAC
Molecule: messenger RNA, 3601 nt
Organism: Sorex fumeus (smoky shrew)
Lineage: Eukaryota; Metazoa; Chordata; Mammalia; Eulipotyphla; Soricidae
Gene: ZNF185
Product: zinc finger protein 185 with LIM domain
Exons: 27
Coding region: 924-3344 (806 amino acids)
Source: RefSeq, a predicted model, not a curated record